AUGAGUACGUCACGUCAAAGCGAGAGUUGGUCUCUGCUGCCCACGCAGGCUGUAGCCACUCGGAUAAAAAGCCUCGAGGAGGAGCAGCGGGAGCUGGUGGAAUACCAACAGCUCGAGAAGCAGCGGCGCUGUUUGGAGUACGAGCUCACCGAUCGCGACUGGCGAACAGCACAGGAGCGUAUCGAGACCCUUGAGGCACAAAAGCGGGAGGUUGCUGAGCAGAUGCACAAGGUGCAGCGUGACACCACCGACCUCCGGGCUCGCCUGGAUGAUGCCGAGGCGGAGGUGCAGCGCGCCAGCACCGAGAAGCAGCGUAUGUCCGUGGAGCACGAAGAGGUAGAACGUUCGAGAGCCAGGCAACUGGAUGAGCUGACUAGAGCGAAGUUGGAGCUCACAGAUGAACAAAUGCGAGCCAAAGAUGCUUUGAAGACACAGGAAGAGCUCAAGAGUGAGGCCAGCCGCUUGCAAGCGGAGAGUGAAAAGCUGACCACGGAGCUGGCCAGCCUGAAGCCAAAUCUCAUAAAGGAGACUGAGAGGAAAGCAGAGCUCCUCCACCGCAAGCAGAUCUGUGAAGCAAAGCGGGGUCAGCUCUUUGCCAAACAAGGUCGCAGUUCGCAAUACAGCAGUGUGGCAGCACGCAACAAGGCCCUGCGAGAUGAGGUGGCCCAACGGACCUUGCGAAGAGACAAAGCAGCAUCUGAACUCAAGGAAACUCAGACCACCUUGAAGCAGGCGCAGGCUGAAGCCAGCAAGGCGCGUGAGGCGGCAAAGCAGAGCCGGGGUGACGUGCUGCAGCUGGAGCAGGAGAUCAAUGAACAGGUCUCUCAGGAGCUCCGAAAGGUGGUGGAUCGCCUGGAGAGUUGGACCGAAAAGAGACGUGCACUCUUACAGGACCGUGAAAAGAAGACCAAAGAGAAGGAUGAGGCAGAACGACAGGUAGCAAUGCUGACGAGCAAGAUUGAAAGUACCAUGCCCCGCCCGCAACGCAAUGCCUUGAACGAGGUCCGGUCCUGGGUGUCAAAGCAAGGACUCGACAAGGAAGUGUUUGGAACAUUGUUGGAGAACAUCGAAGUUCCUGCAGCAUACUGCAUUGCAGCUGAAAGCACUGCGGGCAGCGCGGUGUUCAAUCUCCUGGUGAAGGACGACAGCAUUGCUGGGCAAAUAGUCUCUCUGGUGCGCAAGGGAAGCUUAGGCAGUAUUGUUUGCACGCCCUUGAAUCAGUUAGAGACGAAGCCAAGACAGUAUCCGAAAAUCAACGGAAUAAAGCCACUUGUCGAUGUCAUCAGCUGCCCAAAGUGGGCCUUUCCUGCAGUCCAGCAGGUCUUUGGAAGGACUGUGGUUUGUUCUACUCUGGAGCUUUGCGAUGAGGUAAGCCGCAAGUUUGGCCUGGAUGCGAUCACCUUGGAUGGUGACAAGGUCAGCAGCCGGGGCACUUUGACCGGAGGCUUUCAAGAUCCAGCGCGCUUUGUGCGAAUUUCACAAGCACAAAAGCUUCGGGCAGCGCAGGAGAAAGCCAGUGCCAUCCGUCCCAAGCUUGCCAAGAUCGAGCAGGAGGCUGAAGCUGCAUACAACCAGCUGGAUGAGCUGCACAGUUCUCGGCGAGACCUUCAGGAUGAGCGUGGAACAAAGCGCAGCGCUCUGAAUGCUGCAAGUGAAGCAGUAGAAGAAGCUGAAGGUCGUGCUGCGCGCCACGAAGAUUCUGUCCGCCAAAGCCUUGAGCGUUGCAACGAGUUGAAAAGCCACAUAGCUCAAUAUGAGGCAGCAAUUUCAGCAAUGGAAGAAGAGAUGAAGAGCAAAUCCCUUGGAGACCUGAGUGCUGAAGAGGAUGCACAACUGCUGCGCUUGGGUGAGGAACUGCAAGAGCUCGAGCAGUCGCUAGCAGCCAGCAGCGAAAAGUGUCACAAGCUGAACCGCGAGAUCAUAGGCAAGGAGCAGCAUCUCAAGGACUUCCUUCGCAAGCGUCUUCAUGAGCUUGAGGUCGAGUUGCGUCGUGACCUUCCCACAGAUCACGAGGAGCGUGUUAGAGAGCGCAGCAAGGCUGUGGAGCGACUGCAGCGCGCUGAGAAAGAGAGUGAAUCGUCGCUGAAGGAGCUCCUGAAAGAUUUGACGGCCUCUGAUCAGGCCUUGGCCCAGGCUCGCUCAGAGGUGGACAAGUUGCAUGCAGAGGACCAGAAGCUUCAGGGGACUCUCAAUCAGCUCACUGGGAACUUGGAUGACAUCGCCUUGAAGGAGAAUGCGGCUGUCGACAGCGCUGGUGCUUUGCAGGAUGGGGCAGAGAUUGACUUUGCUGCUUUGGAGGAGCCGCUGAAUUUGCAGACGCCCUUGCGCUGUGCUUGCGCCAAGGCCAAUGCAAAGAUGACACGUUUCCUGCUGCUGAAUGGCGCUGAUGUUUUCGCACACUUCCAGAUCGAUGGUUGGACGGCACUGCACAGUGCUUGUCAUGGGGGCCAUGACCACAUUGCGAGAUUGCUGCUUGAUGAGGCAAAUGCUUUCCAUGAGAAGACCUUCCAAGGGGGUUGGAGCCUGCUGCAUCUCAUCGUGCUGGCAGCAACGAAGCGCUUGCAGAACAGAGGAGCAGACCUGGUGAAAUGGUCCUUAAAGCGUAUGCCCAGUGUGCAGGUGGAUGCCCGGUCAUCUCGUCCUGGCUACGAGGAGUGGACACCGCUUCACUUGGCAGCCGCACGAGGCUACACAGAGAUCCUUCAGGUGCUUUUGACCGCCAAGGCAAAUCCAAACGCCGUGACCGGAGACUUCUACGUGAGCUCCAUUCAAUUGAAUAGGCUUGCGUCAGGAGACGAGGAAGCUGUCGUAUGCGUCCAGAGCGUUGGAACUGCCAGCGAAGACCAGCUGGAUCGAGGUCUUCGGCCCAUACAUCUAGCAGCUUUUGGUGGUCACCAACGAAGCUGCCAUGUGCUCAUCCGGUGCACACCCAAAUGCACCAACAGUAUGACGAAAAGUCAUUGCUGGACUCCAUUGAUGUAUGGCGUUUGGAGCAACGACGUGGCUUUGGUGCGGGAGCUUUGCCGCUUGGGGGGCCGGCGAGUGGUCAAUGACUUGGAUCGGCGGAGUAGCGGCACUCAGUGGUGUCCACUGGCCUUGGCCGUGGUGCGCAGCAGUACUGAGAUGGUGAAAGCGCUUUUGGAGUAUGGCGCUGACCCUCUAGUCCGGCUUUAUUCAGCAGACUUUCCUGGUAUGGCUUUCGUCAAACAUUGCUCUUUAGCCUUACCAGAUGCUGCUGCCAACGCAUGGACUGGCAGGGACCUGCGAAUUUCCUUGCUACACCUUGCAGUCUGUCGGGGAUCCAGUGCAAUGCUACAGACUCUGCUGCCCAUCUUGAAGUCUGCGCAUCAGCGACCUGUCUACACUGGCAAGCAACCUCCCUUGAAUGGAAUGCCCUGGCAGGAUGUUUGUGGACAGGUGGGAUCCCAAAAAUCUUCCAUCCAGGAUCGAGCCAGGGAGCGACUGAUUACAAGUCCUGCAUCUGAAGCUCAAAACUGUGAUCCAGCGACUUUUUGCACUUCACAGGGAUGGUCCCCAGCUAUAUUGGCCCUCUUCCUUCACACAGUGGAUCCCCGCAGGGCGGUGCGCUGUUUCCCCCUGACCCAGACCUUCCCGGAUCCCCCACUGCUUCCUCGAGAAGAAGUGUUCAUGCAGCUUUUGGCUUGGGGUGCGUUGGACGAGGAGAUGACCACAGUGCCACAGCGCUUUCCCGAUGUGGCAGAGUCGCUAGUGAUGAUGACACUCAAUGAGUUUGUGAGACUUUGCAAGUUGGCUGAUAGAGGGAGUGUGACAGAGCGACUGCUACAUUCAACUUUGUGCAUGGCGUGCCACUUCAAUCGAAUCAAUGUUGCACGCCAUUUGCUGGAAGUGCACCAGUGUGACCCGCGCUGUAGCUUUAUGGGCUUCAUUGAACGGAGACCGCUGCACAUCGCCGCAAGCUGUGGACAUGGCGAGGUGGCACAGCUCCUGCUGGACUUUAAAGCUGAUCCAGCAGAGGACGAUGAAAAUCAAGAGCGUCCUGUCCAAAAGCUUGCACGAGCUUUGGAAGGCAAAACAAUGGCCUUACAGACGCGCGUGGCGCAGUUGGAGGCACUUCUUUCGGGUGGUACUUCCGCUCCGAGUUCGCCAAGCAAGACUCCAUCAAGGUCAGGAAAGCGGAGUGGUGGUGGUCCUGUCGUUGUGAACAAUCUGGUGAAACGGAAGGGUGAUGCAGACGAGAAGCUUCGAGGCCUGACCGUGGUCUCCACGGACAUGGCCAAGUACAAGGAGAUGACACCUCAGCAGCUCAUGAAGCAACUGGAGAAGACGAACAAGGGCCUGAGCAAAUUUGAGCACGUCAACAAGAAAGCCAUUGAUCAGUACACCACCUUCACAGAUCAGUUGCAAGAGCUCCAGGCAAAGAAGGCUGUCAUUGACGAGUCUCGAGAAGCGGUUGAAAGGUUUAUUGCCUCAGUAGACGCCCAGAAGGAUGAGACUCUGAAGCAGACGCUGGAACGAGUCGAUAUGCACUUCCGGGAUGUUUUUGCUCAUUUGGUGCCUGGCGGUGUGGGGAAACUACAGAUGGUCAAUGCCAAUGACCAGGUACUGGAUGAGGAGACGCCACGCGAGGAUGAUGGCUCAAAACGUGGAGUUCGGAUUGAGGUCUCCUUCACAGGCCAACAGACCUCUUUCCUGACCAUGGCACAGCUAUCUGGAGGGCAGAAGACUGUGGUUGCAAUCUCCCUCAUUUUCGCAAUUCAAAGACUGGAGCCAGCGCCUUUUUAUCUCUUUGAUGAGAUUGAUGCGGCGCUGGAUGCGCAGUACCGCACUGCGGUGGCCAGGCUCAUCGCGCGGGAUGCGAAGAAUGCUCAAAUGGUCCUCACCACCUUCAGACCAGAAAUUAUCGAGACAGCUGAUCGCUUUUACCGCGUGUACCAAAAGAAUCGUGUCAGCCGCAUUGAUUGUGUGCCUCGUGCCGAAGCAAAGCGAGUCAUUGAGGAGCAAACACGCCGAGAGCAGCUUGAAGCGUGA
This is a messenger RNA of Durusdinium trenchii, 5010 nucleotides long. The record is from the annotation of a GenBank genome assembly. NCBI's taxonomy places the organism in Eukaryota, Dinophyceae, Suessiales, Symbiodiniaceae.